AUGCUUGAAGGAGCACACCGUCAAACGUCAACGUUAGAGGUUGAUGGCGCGAUGACUGAAAUGUUGGUAUCUAUACCGUGGGGACAUGGGGAACUUGAACUAGACAGCGGUGAAAGUCUUACCAUCCCAAAACAAGUUCUUCAAGCAAAAAGAAGUCAUGUUAUUGUUCAAUAUAAAUGCCAUUGUGAAGAAUUGAACUUCACACCGCUGAGGGAUCGAAAAUUAUUUUAUAUUCUCGAAAAUCUGAACGCAUCCGAACAAAAAGCUCUGUCCGGUUUAGACGAUUUUGCUGUAGCAGCGCGAGACGCCUGGGAAAAAUUAGAAUUUAUUUGUCAAAAGUUCCUCAUAUCGUCAGCCGAACGUAAGAGACUGAUUAGUCGAAUCAAAAAAUCUAGUCAGUAUCUCAAGAGUCGUUUUCGAAUUCACUGUUCUGUCGACCCAAUCGCUAGUCAUUGCACUGUAUAUUGUUUGAGUCAAGAAACUAAGGAUAAGCCAGAAUGCAGCCAUGAUCACACUCUCGUCUGCGAAGUUUGCGUCGCUCUCGCACAAUUGCUCGAUGGUAUUGAAGAAAAUAUUACCAUCUUAACUGAUAAAGAAAUUAAAGACGAAUUGACGUAUGAUUUUGAACAGUCACGCGAUGUUGUUGUUGAGCAAUCGCGACAUAUAGUUCAUUCAGUCCAGCAAAAUAUCGCCAAAGCAAAUGAUAUUAAAAAUUUGUCAGAUGAUUCUGCCUAUAUGACUAUAGAUUGGGCUCAAAAAAUACUACGUAUAGAGCAUAGAGAAGGGCAAUCAAAAUAUUUUGGCAAAAAAGGCAUGUUUGUACUUGUUGGAUCAUUCACGAUGAUUAACCCAGAAAUGGCAGACAGCUGUAAAACGAAAACAUACAUGUUAGCUCUCCCACGAUGUCCCCAAACCGAGUUGGAUACAUUAUCCGGCGGUCAUCUAAUAGCAACGGAAUUUGCGAAACGUCACCCACAAAUCAAAAAACUGUUAAAAAGAUCAGGCAAUACGUGUGUUCUUGGUGGACAUGCGAUGCCUGAAUCCGAAAGAAUCCUACAUAGCAAAACUGGACUCGAAUUACUUGUGCGAGAUUAUUUGGAGGUCCAGUCAGGCAAGGAUGUGUGCGAUCGUAUGACCGACAGUGCAAAGAUGCGAUGCAAAGCAUCUGGUAUCGGGGAUAGAUUAUUUAUUCCGUAUUCUAAUCCAUCAGUCAAACCAAAUAUGAAGCUUAUCAAACCGUUUGAACCGGCGCCCACAACUAUAAGCCGACGAUUAAACGACAAUAAACGGAGAUCAGAACCACGAAAAGACCGUCAAUAUAAUAUUUAUUACUUUUGCCCGGUUGAUAAUUGUACGAAAGUGUUUCAGUCUAAAAAUGAACUGCUUGACACACAAAUCUAUCAACACUGA
Messenger RNA from Didymodactylos carnosus, 1410 nucleotides. The record is from the annotation of a GenBank genome assembly. NCBI's taxonomy places the organism in Eukaryota, Metazoa, Rotifera, Eurotatoria, Philodinida, Philodinidae.